This is a messenger RNA of Polistes canadensis, 730 nucleotides long. RefSeq names its product cytochrome b5-like. Bases 101 to 544 code for a protein of 147 amino acids. The record is from RefSeq and is a predicted model, not a curated record. Gene Ontology annotation, cellular component: membrane; intracellular membrane-bounded organelle. NCBI's taxonomy places the organism in Eukaryota, Metazoa, Arthropoda, Insecta, Hymenoptera, Vespidae. Gene Ontology annotation, molecular function: heme binding. The transcript has 2 exons.
AAAAAAAAAAAAAAAAAAAAAAAAAAAAAAAAAAAGGGGGGAAAUUAAGAUAUAAAACGCGACGGAAUCGUUAAAAUAUUGAAGAAGAACAAUAAACACCAUGGCAAAGGUUUACACGAUGGACGAGGUAGCUCGACACAAUAAGGAAACGGAUUUAUGGUUAGUGAUGCACGGUGGAGUUUACGAUUUAACUGAUUUUUGUAAGAAACAUCCUGGCGGGGAGGAGGUGUUAACACAUUCGGCCGGAACAGAUUGUACGGCGUGUUUCGAUGAAAUCGGUCACUCCGAGGAAGCCAAAUUACUUAAGGAAACAUUUAAAAUAGGCGUGAUAGAAAAAGAUGUGGAAUUUACGAGCGAUUUCAAACCAGAUCAGAGUCAAGAAAAGAUGAAAGAAGCUAACAACAUCCCUACUACCAGCAUUGAUGAUAACGACGACAACUGGGAAUAUACUGAACCGAAAAAAGAUACUAAUCGAACGUUACCGUUCCUGCUGACAGCGGGUGUUCUUAUCUACGCCAUUUUGUUCUAUUACUUUUUAUUUUAACGAGUAUCUUUUGAUAGAAAAUAUUUUCUGUACGUAUACAUACAAAUAGAAUGAUAAUAAACAUCUAAUGUAUGCAUAAUUUAAAAUUAAUUAUAGAAUAUACGCGUCAUUUCAGCUAUGACGUGGCGACGACAUUUUUCUUAUCUAUUUUAGCAGAAAAAAAUAUAAAGUCAUUAAUUUUAAAUA